Trachemys scripta elegans is the source of this 1053-nucleotide messenger RNA. RefSeq names its product G protein subunit alpha transducin 1 (gene GNAT1). Lineage: Eukaryota; Metazoa; Chordata; Testudines; Emydidae. Gene Ontology annotation, molecular function: GTP binding; G protein-coupled receptor binding; G-protein beta/gamma-subunit complex binding. The transcript is spliced from 8 exons. Gene Ontology annotation, biological process: adenylate cyclase-modulating G protein-coupled receptor signaling pathway. The record is from RefSeq and is a predicted model, not a curated record. Bases 1 to 1053 code for a protein of 350 amino acids. Gene Ontology annotation, cellular component: heterotrimeric G-protein complex.
AUGGGUGCUGGUGCCAGCGCAGAGGAGAAACACUCCCGUGAGCUGGAGAAGAAGCUCAAGGAAGAUGCGGAGAAGGACGCCAGAACGGUCAAGCUGCUGCUUUUGGGAGCUGGCGAAUCGGGGAAGAGCACGAUUGUAAAACAAAUGAAGAUCAUCCACCAGGAUGGAUACUCCCUGGAAGAGUGCCUGGAGUUCAUCUCCAUCAUCUACAGCAACACCCUGCAGUCCAUGCUGGCCAUCGUGCGGGCCAUGGGCACGCUGAGCAUCCAGUACGGGGACUCGGCCCGGCAGGACGAUGCCCGUAAGCUGCUGCACUUGGCUGACACCAUCGAAGAAGGCACCAUGCCCAAGGAGAUGUCUGACAUUAUUGCCCGCCUCUGGAAGGAUGCAGGCAUCCAGGCCUGCUUCGAGCGAGCCUCGGAAUACCAGCUGAAUGACUCGGCCGGCUACUACCUGAGGGACCUGGCACGCCUGGUGGCACCCGGCUACGUCCCCACAGAGCAGGACGUGCUGCGCUCCAGGGUCAAGACCACCGGCAUCAUCGAAACACAGUUCUCCUUCAAGGACCUCAACUUCAGGAUGUUCGACGUGGGCGGCCAGCGCUCCGAGCGGAAGAAGUGGAUUCACUGCUUUGAAGGGGUCACCUGUAUCAUCUUCAUCGCUGCCCUCAGUGCCUACGACAUGGUCCUGGUGGAGGACGACGAAGUGAACCGGAUGCAUGAGAGCCUGCAUCUCUUCAACAGCAUCUGCAACCACCGCUACUUCGCCAUCACCUCCAUUGUCCUCUUCCUCAACAAGAAGGACGUCUUCCUGGAGAAGAUCAGGAAGGCUCACCUCAGCAUCUGCUUCCCCGAUUACGACGGAUCAAACACGUUCGAGGACGCGGGCGCCUACAUCAAGGUCCAGUUCCUGGAGCUCAACAUGCGCCGGGACGUAAAGGAGAUCUACUCGCACCUGACCUGUGCCACCGAUACUGAGAACGUCAAGUUCGUCUUUGACGCCGUUACCGACAUCAUCAUCAAAGAGAACCUCAAGGACUGUGGCCUCUUCUGA